AUGAACCACGCAACGAGGCGCGCCGUGAGGCAGCUUCUCAGAAAACAUCCCAACCAGACCCUUUGCCUCAAAUCGCAACGAUGGUCCUCAACUACAUCCACAUCUUCCACAUCUACCUCUGAAACAAGAAAAUGGUCGACACCACUAGCGCAAACUCUUGCUAAUGCGAUCAAAGUAACCGGACCCGUUCCUAUCGCCGCCUUUAUGCGCCAGGUCCUCACAAACCCCGAAGGAGGCUACUACACGACGCGACCAGAAGGCCACGGCGAAGUAUUCGGCAAGAAAGGUGAUUUCGUCACCUCUCCCGAGAUAUCGCAGGUCUUCGGAGAACUGGUGGGGAUCUGGACAAUUGCGGAAUGGAUGGCGCAGGGACGGAAGCGCAGCGGAGUGCAAUUGAUGGAGGUUGGACCGGGGAAGGGCACAUUGAUGGAUGAUAUGUUGCGUACAUUCCGGAACUUCAAGAUGUUCUCGUCGAGUAUAGAGGCGAUAUAUCUGGUGGAAGCUAGUGCCACGCUACGGGAAGUGCAGAAGAAAUUGCUGUGCGGGGAUGCAGUCAUGGAGGAGACGGAUAUCGGACACAAGAGUACAUGCAAAUACUUCGAUGUUCCGAUCGUUUGGGUGGAGGACAUCCGACUGUUGCCGCAUGAAGAAGAAAAGACCCCCUUCAUAUUCGCCCACGAGUUUUUCGACGCCCUGCCCAUUCACGCCUUUGAAUCCAUCCCUCCCUCUCCAGAGAACCAGCCUGAGCAGAAGGAAAUCAUGACUCCCACCGGCCCAGCAAAACUACACCAGCCCUUGAAGCCAGCCAACACUCCCCAAUGGCGCGAACUCCUGGUCACCUUAAACCCGAAGGCCGUGGAGGAGAACAUUGAAGGCGAGCCCGAGUUCAAGCUCACCCUCGCCAAGGCAUCGACGCCCUCCUCUCUCGUAAUCCCGGAGAUCUCCCCGCGCUACCGCGCCCUCAAAUCCCAGCCGGGAUCCACCAUCGAAGUCAGCCCGGAGAGUCGUAUCUACGCAGCUGACUUUGCGCGCCGCAUCGGCGGUGCCUCAGAACCGCCCCGCACGGCCACAAAGGGCACUGCUGCUUCUGCGCCGGCCCCCGCGAAGCGCACAUCCUCCGGUGCUGCCCUGAUCAUGGACUACGGCACUCUCAAUACUAUCCCGAUCAACUCCCUGCGGGGUAUCCAGGAGCACAAGAAUGUGCCGCCGCUCUCUUCACCGGGACAGGUGGAUGUCAGUGCUGAUGUGGAUUUCACGGCGUUGGCGGAGGCGGCGAUCGAGGCUAGUGAGGGUGUGGAGGUGCAUGGGCCGGUCGAGCAGGGUGAUUUCCUGCAGGCGAUGGGCAUCGAAGAGCGCAUGCAGCAGCUUCUGAAGAAGGUCGAUGAUGAAGAGAAGCGCAAGACACUGGAGACAGGAUGGAAGAGACUGGUUGAGAAGGGCGGUGGCAGUAUGGGCAAGAUCUACAAGGUGAUGGCCAUCGUUCCGGAGAAUGAUGGCAAGCGUCGACCGAUUGGAUUCGGCGGUGGACUUGUGAUGUAG
This is a messenger RNA of Aspergillus luchuensis, 1539 nucleotides long. RefSeq names its product class I SAM-dependent methyltransferase. The transcript has 4 exons. Gene Ontology annotation, biological process: mitochondrial respiratory chain complex I assembly. The coding region runs from base 1 to 1539 and encodes 512 amino acids. Gene Ontology annotation, molecular function: protein-arginine omega-N symmetric methyltransferase activity. The record is from RefSeq and is a predicted model, not a curated record. Gene Ontology annotation, cellular component: mitochondrion. NCBI's taxonomy places the organism in Eukaryota, Fungi, Ascomycota, Eurotiomycetes, Eurotiales, Aspergillaceae.